Molecule: messenger RNA, 2388 nt
Organism: Chaetomium fimeti
Lineage: Eukaryota; Fungi; Ascomycota; Sordariomycetes; Sordariales; Chaetomiaceae
Exons: 7
Coding region: 1-2388 (795 amino acids)
Molecular function (GO): oxidoreductase activity; FAD binding
Source: RefSeq, a predicted model, not a curated record
AUGUCCCGACAACGGAUGCCCCUCUUGUCUUACCUGCUGACGGGAGCAUGCCUGCUGUUUCAGCUCCAGGGCACCCACGCACACGCUGACCCGGGGGCCCUUGUCCCUCGCACAUGGGACGGAAAAUCGUACGGCUGCAAAUGCUAUUUCGGCGACGAAUGCUGGCCCGUCGAAAACAAGUGGGAGGCGCUGAACACAACCGUCGGCGGCAACCUCGCAGUCAUCUGCGCCGACGUGACGGCCAACUACCCGCGCGAGCAGUGGAUCAACGACCAGGAUGCGACGCUCAUGUGGAAGUACUUCACCAACUCGUCGUGCGUGCCGACGACGGAGCCGGCCACGCCGUGCACGCCGGGCUACUACGGCACGUACGUGAUCCGGGCGACCGAGAAGGCGCACAUCAAGGCCGGCGUCGACUUUGCCCGCGACAACAACGUGCGGCUGAUCGUGCGCAACACGGGUCACGACUUCAUGGGCCGCAGCACCGGCUGGGGCGCCCUCGUCAUCAACACCCACAGCUUCCAGGACGUCGAGUUUGUCAAGAAUUGGUCCGGAUCGAGCGGGUACACAGGCAGUGCUGUCACCGUAGGCGCCGGUGUCCAGGGCCGUGCUCUGCUCCGUCAAGCUGUCGCACAAGACCCCCCCGUCACCGUGGUGACCGGCGAGUGUCCGACCGUGGGAAUCGCCGGCGGCUUCGUUCAGGGAGGCGGCCACGGACCGCUGACGACCAUCUUCGGGUUCGCGGCUGACAAUGCCUUGUCGUUUGACGUCAUCACGGCCAACGGCACGUUCGUCACGGCAAACGAGCAGACGAACCCGGAGCUCUUCUGGGGGCUCAAGGGUGGCGGUCCCGGCUCCUACGGCGUCGUCGUGUCGGCGUCCUUCAAGACCUUCGCCGAGCAUCCCUCCGCGGGCGCGACGCUGUACAUCAACUCGACGCUGACGACCGACACGGCGCUGUUCUGGGAGGGCGUGCGAAUAUUCCACAGCCACGCCAAUUACUUCGUCGACAGCGGCCUGUACGUGUACUUCUCGGUUGGGCCCGGGAGCUUGCGUGUGCGGCCCUUUGUUGCCUUCAACCAAACGGCGGCGGAGCUCGAAGCCGUGCUGGCGCCCCUGAGGGCGGAUCUUGACGCGGCGGGCGUGCCGUUUUACAGCGCCCCGGCAGCCCAGUACGCCACCUUUUUUGACCUGUAUCUGGACCUGUUCGAGGAUGAGACGGCGGGCCCUCCGACGCUCACGAGCGGGUGGACGUUUGGCCGGGCUGAUAUUGAUGACAACAAUGACGGCAUCAUCGAAGCCUUCAAGACGGCUCUCAGCCCGCGCGCCGACCUGAUCGAUAAGGGGUACAUGGUCGGCCACCUGUUCGGUGCGGGCCACAACCCCCAGCCCGCCGGCAUCAGCGCCACGAACCCGAGGUUCCGCGAUUCGUCCGACCUCCUUCUCUACCUCCUGCCUAUCCCCACAGACGCGACGCUGGCGCAGAAGGCUGAUAUCCAGGAUCUGCUGACCAACACGGUGGAUCGGGCGAUGAAGGAUGCGGCGCCGAACGGGUGUGCGUACGUCAACGAGGCCGACCCGUACCAGGAAGACUGGCAGAAUCACUUCUGGGGACCGACGGUGUACCCGAGGCUGGAGGACCUGAAGAAGGCCUGGGAUCCAAAUGGCGUCUUCUACGCUCUGUCGACGCCCGGGACGGAGCAGUGGGACGUUAUUGAGUACGGGACUCGGCUGUGCAAGCGGCUCGGCGGAGUCGUCCACGGCGGUACUGCUCAAGUCGCUGGACAACAUGACGAAACUCUUAUCAGCGUGGCUUGGGCGAAAAGCGGCGAAGAGCGCACGGCGCCGAGAUGCUCGCGACCGCCUUGUGGUACUGUUGACCCCGUCGUCCGGUCCGGUACCAUCGUUGUUUUCCGUGAGACUCAUCCGCUGGCUGAAAUGGGGCGCUAUUCGGUUGAAGAGAGGCCGCAGGGUGACAAUGGACGCGCAGAAGAUGCCCAAGUUCGGUUCGAUCACGCCGUACAGUGCGCUUCCAACCUUUUCAACGAGGAAGUCCAUGGCGAUGGUUAUGCCAAGCUGGGCAUAAUACACCUUGGUUCGAUCCAGACAGACGGCGCCCUCGACGCCAAGGUGGAUGCCGGUUAUGGCAAAAGGUCCAGACGGAAGCUUACAGGUACCCAUGAAGCCCGACAUGGCGAGAGAGCAGAGCAUGGCGCAGAUAAUGCAAUAAUCCUCGAUAAACCGUACUUUAACCAGGGCCCUUCGCGUGUAAAUGCGCAGGGCCACUGUGAUGCCAGCGAUGAUGGGCGAGAGGAUGAUGGCGGUGGCUAUCUCGCUGGCGCGAGAUUCGUCGGCAUGACCCAUUGCAACAACACACUGGCAAAGUAA